Molecule: messenger RNA, 2655 nt
Organism: Oryzias latipes (Japanese medaka)
Lineage: Eukaryota; Metazoa; Chordata; Actinopteri; Beloniformes; Adrianichthyidae
Gene: tbx18
Product: T-box transcription factor 18
Biological process (GO): morphogenesis of embryonic epithelium; somitogenesis; cell fate specification
Cellular component (GO): nucleus; chromatin
Molecular function (GO): RNA polymerase II cis-regulatory region sequence-specific DNA binding; DNA-binding transcription factor activity, RNA polymerase II-specific
Source: RefSeq, a predicted model, not a curated record
CCGCGGCGGGCGGGACAAGAACAAAGUUCCGGGGGGCUGUGAUAACUCUUGAUUGGUUGCUCUGCGCCGUGACUGAUAGCUCCCUCUCCUGCUCUCCUCUGAGCUGCUUGUUGACACUCUCCCAAAGUCCUCACGGCGCCCUUGGAUAGCGGAGGCUCUCCGUUCCUCCCAGCUCACCUUGCGUCUUGGUUCUAGGACGGCAAAAAAAAGAAAAUAAACUGGCACCGUGGAUGUGUUUUCUAAACUCUUCUUGCUGUGCGCGAAGCUCGUGAUCUCGCCAAGUUCCCCUCUGUUCUGACAGAAAUGGCCGAGAAGCGGAGGUCUCCGUGUGCAAUGAGCGUCAAGGCGCACGCGUUCUCGGUGGAAGCGUUAAUUGGAACAGAAAAGCGGCGCAGGACGAGCGGAGAGGAUGCAAUGUGUCCCGGGUACGAGGAGGGCAAUAAUGUUUCUGAUUUAACCGGGACAACGGCGCUGAGAGACGGAAGAGCGUGCGCCGCUGACCGGACCAGCGAGGCCGAAAGCGCCAGCGACGGAUCCCCGGAGAGCGAGGACGCGCUGCAAGAGAGCCCGCAGCCCGCAGCGCCGUGCGUGGCGCCUGCAACCGGGAGGGGAGAGGAAACGCACGUGGACCUGCAGGGAUCAGACCUGUGGAAACGCUUCCACGAGAUCGGCACGGAGAUGAUUAUCACCAAGGCCGGACGGCGGAUGUUUCCCGCCAUGCGAGUCAAAAUAACGGGUUUAGACCCCCAUCAGCAGUACUACGUUGCCAUGGAUAUAAUCCCCGUGGAUAACAAACGAUACAGGUACGUGUAUCACAGCUCCAAGUGGAUGGUAGCGGGGAAUGCCGACUCCCCUGUGCCUCCAAGAGUGUACAUCCACCCGGACUCCCCCGCCUCAGGAGAGACGUGGAUGAGGCAGGUAGUCAGCUUCGACAAACUCAAACUGACAAACAACGAGUUGGACGACCAGGGACAUAUCAUCCUUCACUCCAUGCACAAGUACCAGCCGCGGGUCCAUGUCAUCCGCAAGGAGUGUGGGGAGGAGCUGUCUCCGGUGAGAGCCAUCCCCGUUGGGGAGGGCACCCACACCUUCUCCUUUUCGGAAACUGUGUUCACCACUGUGACCGCAUAUCAGAACCAGCAGAUCACAAGGCUGAAAAUUGACAGAAACCCAUUUGCAAAAGGCUUCAGAGACUCAGGCAGAAACAGAAUGGGUUUGGAGGCUUUGGUGGAGUCGUACGCAUUCUGGCGGCCAUCACUGCGAACGCUGACGUUUGAGGACAUACCUGGAAUGGCCAAGCAAGGCGUCCCAGGAGCUCAUGGAGGAGUUGGAGGAUCAUCUCAUCUGCUCUCCACAUCACCGUGUUCAUCUCCUUUCCAAGUCUGCCCCCUCAGCCCACCAGACUACACCUGCACCCGGCCUGCACACGCACUACACCGUUACAGCAACGCCCCGGAGCCGUUCCCCCCUCACAGAGGUCCGUCCAGCUACGACGCUGAAGGAUUCUGCUCCCUGCCUCUCCCUGCCACUCAGCUCGGCUAUCUAUCAAACCCCACUCCACAGGGUUACGCCGGCCUCCGGCUCCACACGCAGCCCUACAGCCUGUACGGUUACACAUUCCCCCCGUCACCACGCCUCGCUGCCAGCCCUGAUAAAAUGCCCACUGCUGCCAGUGCCAGUCAUCAGAGCCCUUUCCUGGGUUCUUCUCCCAGUGGGACUCUUACAGACAGUCUUGGUGUGCUGGGCGCCGGACAGCAGGGCUUCUUGUUUGACUCUCGGACCAUAGGAGUGGGGAACAGCCAGCCGGGAAGUGGGCAGUCUCAAGUCACCGCCCACUUGGGCUAAACUUGACUCUAGAUUACAACACAAACAAAAUGGCGCCCUGGUGUGGGCGUUCGUUGCUCUAGGAUCAAACACUCUAUGAAUAUUGAUGUACAGAUGUGGUAUGAAGCUGAAGUGUGGACAGUGAUGGAUCAAAUAACUGCCUCUAUAAGCUUUUCAAAGUUACAUUUAAAGGAAGUGACUUAGUAGGGGUUCAUUGACACAAAUUUGUAAACUGAUAUCCAGAAACCACUAACUCAGCUGGAACUGAACCAGGCCUGGGCUCCGACCGAGCAACAGACAAUCAAAGCAAGCACUUAGACUCCUGAGAGUGCCCUGAAUCACUUUGAUACCUUUGCGUCUAACUGGAUGGCUCCACCAUUUUAUACCGGUCAACUUCGUCAAAUGCGCCCUCAGUCAUCAACAUGGAAUACAGGCUUUACAAUCGUGUCUGUUCGAAAAAAUCAAAUAAUGUGCGGAAUCAUGCAUUUUGACAUGAUGGCUACAAGUACCCCCCAUUUUUUGGUCAAAAAUGUGGGAACGAUCAACCCACAUAUUGUGUAUUCAGUGAAACAAUCCCUUAGGAAUCAGAAAAACAGCUUUUCUUUGAACAUUUCAUUCAUUAUAUUUCUGUGAGAAAGGAGCACCAGACUCAUCUUUUAAAGGGGUUUGUGCCCCUUUGCACUUAAAAAGCCCAAUGCACCUGCUUCGGCUGUUAAGAUGGCCGUCAGGUGCACACGACCUGCCCCGCACUUGACUGAAAAGCUUCUCUUUGCCAAAAGACACAAGCACGCUCUGUGACUUUUUGAGCCAAAUAAAAUAUUAGUACCUUGA